Messenger RNA from Olea europaea var. sylvestris, 1293 nucleotides. RefSeq lists its product as uncharacterized. The transcript is spliced from 5 exons. The coding region runs from base 1 to 1293 and encodes 430 amino acids. Gene Ontology annotation, molecular function: zinc ion binding; nucleic acid binding. The record is from RefSeq and is a predicted model, not a curated record. Lineage: Eukaryota; Viridiplantae; Streptophyta; Magnoliopsida; Lamiales; Oleaceae.
AUGUGUGAAACUGUUAAAGAGGUUUGGGACAUUCUUGAAACUACAUAUGAGGGAACAAAAACGGUAAAGAACUCUAAGUUACAAAUGCUAACUUCUAGGUUUGAAGAAGUGAGAAUGAAGGAUGAUGAAACGUUUGACGAAUUCUAUGCUAAAUUGAAUGACAUUGUUAACUCUAGCUUCAAUUUAGGGUCGAGUGAUAAACCACGUUUGGUUAGGUGCCAUGAGUGUCAAGGUAUAGGUCACUAUAGGAAUGAAUGCCCUAGUUAUAAGAAGAACCAAAGAAAAGGGAAACGUAGGGCCUUAGUUGUCUCACUUAGAGAUAAUGAAUCUGAGACCAAUGAUAGACAGGAAUCUUCUAGUAGUGAGGACGAAGGAAACUAUAUGACAUUUGUAUCGACUGUUAAGAGUGAAUCUGAUAAGGAGAGUGACAAGGUUGAGGAAGAACUUCCAAACGAUAAUUCUAAAAAAGAGAAACUUGCUAGUAAUCUUCAGAAUUCACUUAAGAGUGGCAGUGAGUUAAAGUGUGUCAAUGAGAAGUUAGAAGACAAGAUUAAGACUUUGACUAGUGAAUUGAUGAAAUCUAAUGCUCAUCUCCAGACUUUCAUAAGUGGGACUAAGCAAUUGGACAAUAUUUUGGAAAUGAAUAAGCCUGCAGGAGAUAGGAAAGGUCUAGGAUAUGUUGAGGGUAAUACACAUGUUGCUGGACUUUCUAAGACUGUUUUUGUUUCUGCCUCUAAGAAAGUUAAUGCUGUUAGUAGUUCAAAUAAGGGUAAGAAUGUUCCGAGAGAACAGAGUCAUCAAUCACGUAGGAACUUCAUACCUAGAUACCCUCAGCCACGUACCUUUGAGCCUAGGUUCAUUCCUACCUGUCACCACUAUGGAGCCUUAGGACACACUAAGCCUAGAUGCUAUAGGUUAGGGAAUGAGCAUAAAAAUCUGAACAUUCCUAGUAAGGUUAGCUUUCUGUCUAAUCAGGUUAGUCAUUUGACUCAUAUGUGUGGUAAUAAGGCUUUAUUCACUACUCUUGAUGAAUGUACUGUACAAAUACAUGGUUUACCUGUGAUCUCUAAUGUGCUUUAUGUGGAAGGGGUUAGAACAACUGAUAAUUGUUAUGGAGUCUUGUCUAAUUCUAACUAUGUGUGUAGGAGUGCUAAAAUUGAUGUGAGUGAACUCUGGCACAAAAGAUUAGGUCAUUUGAACUAUAAGAGUCUAGUACAACUGGCUAAAAAAGAAUUGGUAGAUGGUUUGCCUAAGAUAGGUCCUAGUGAAAAUGUUGUGUGUGGACCAUGUUAA